This is a messenger RNA of Bipolaris zeicola 26-R-13, 849 nucleotides long. RefSeq lists its product as uncharacterized. Gene Ontology annotation, molecular function: O-methyltransferase activity. The coding region runs from base 1 to 849 and encodes 282 amino acids. The transcript is spliced from 3 exons. NCBI's taxonomy places the organism in Eukaryota, Fungi, Ascomycota, Dothideomycetes, Pleosporales, Pleosporaceae. The record is from RefSeq and is a predicted model, not a curated record.
AUGGGUAGCUUCGACCAGAGCAAAGCGUACGCAGCACAAGAGGAAAAGGGUGCUUUUUUUGACGAUGGACGGGAGAUUGAGCUGCUGCACUUUGUUUACUCACACCCCAACAUUGACAAGAUACGAGGCUCACCAGAGGGCGUCCUAGCCGCCAUUGAUGAAUAUGGGCGAACAAAGAAGUAUCUUAUGAAUGUUGGAGAGGACAAGGGCCGCAUUGUCACUGAUCUCAUUGCAGAGGUCAAGCCAAAAACCAUGAUCGAACUCGGCGGUUACGUGGGCUACUCGUGUAUCCUCUUCGCAGACGCAGUACGCAAAGCUGGCGGUGAGCGAUACUUUAGCUUCGAGCGUGAUCCUGCAUUCGCGGCAGUCAUCAUGUCCCUCGUCGACCUCGCAGGGCUCAGUGACCUCGUAAAGGUGGUUGUGGGCUCGAGCGACGAGGGAAUUGCACGUCUGGUAGCAUCGGGCCAGCUCAAGCAUGUGGAUCUCAUGUUCCUUGACCACUACAAGCCAGCCUACACGACAGAUCUCAAGCUUUGUGAAGAACUUGGGCUGAUCACUAAAGGCUCAGUGCUCGCUGCAGACAAUGUCAUUAAGCCCGGAAAUCCGCCGUACUUGAAGUACGUCAGAUCGAGCGUCGAGGAGAAGGUCAAGGAGGCUGGAGAGGGCGGCCAGACGAACCUCAAUGGUAUUGCUGAGACGAAUGUCAAGAUGUACGAGAAGCGAUAUGGCAAGGCCAAGUUCAGUGAAAGCAGAGGCAACCCGCAUCUGCAGUACGAGAGUAAGCUGAUCAACAGCUUUGAGCCGACAGGCGUACCUGACGGGAUCGAGAUUACGCGAUGCGUUGGGUAG